AUGCUACAGUAUGGUAAAUUUAUGAUGAUCUGUCUGUUGCAGGAGGAAACGGGAGCCAGUACGGUGGUAGCCGGGGGUGUGAUAGGCGGUACAGAGGGCCCAGGCGGCGGGUGCCGCAUAUCAUCAAUGACGAUGGCCGAGAGCGUCGUGGAGGACGCCGCGGCCGCGCCCCCGGGUCCAGCAAAGCCGCCACCUCCCUCCUGUACGAAUAAUAAUACAUUAGCUGCAACUGCGAAUCGAAAUCAUCGAGCUUUGCGCAAACGAAGACGCCUCAAUCAAGUUCUGGAUGAUCUUCAAGCGCAUAAAAAUCCUCCCAACGAGUGUGAAACUAGUUCCAACAGAUUCGAAUCAACUUCAUUGGUGUCUGAAGAAGAAGAAGAUGUUUUUGGUUCACCAAGAUCUGUCGAUCUUCCAAGUCAAUUUUCAUCGAAAAAUCUCAAAGAUGAGCCAGUAGAACUUCUAGAUGAUUUGGAGCCAUUAGAGAAUUUGGAAUCACAAAGUGAAGACAGGUUGACAAUUGGUCCAAACUACAAUAAGCACCAUCUUCCAAUAAGUCUUCAAAGAGAUAAUAAUAAUCAUCAUCAUCAUCAUCAUCAUCAUCAUCGAGUGCCCUUGAAAUUUCCAGGCUGCAGUUGUAUAAAUUGUUCUACGACAAAUACAGUAAUGCUACCUUCACCAACAUCGCCACAAACACCUAUGACACCCUUAAAUUUCACACCGUUGACGCCAGUUUCUCCAUUAUCAUAUAGCUUUGAACAAUAUCUUCAUACAAAGUACCUGCCUACACCUGAUGAGAGAAAACGUAGUCAUUCAGAUUCAGAUGUUGGUGCAGGCUGGGAUCAAAAAGCACUUUGGUCAAGAUCACAUACACCAGGGAGUGGAUCAUUGGAGAGUGAUAACACCACUAGUCCUCAAGAAUCACCAUUGGAUCUUUCAAUGAAAAAUUCAUCAGUAGAACGGCCAGCAGCCCUCCAGCUAUUACCAUCUGGUGUUACCGGAGUUGUAACACGUGGAUCGGUCAGUGUACCAGUUGUACGGGGCGAUGUUGCAUCGCCAACUACCAAGGAGAGUGUUGCCUUCAGAUACAAUUUGGAAGUUUCUCCAGUUGUCGAAGAGAUGCCCCCUGGUGCUGAUGUUGCAUAUGUUUGCCCAGUUUGUGGACAAAUGUUUAGUUUACACGAUAGAUUGGCCAAGCACAUGGCAUCGAGGCACAGGAGACAAGGACCAAGAGAUGCAUCAGCAAAAGCAUAUCGGUGCGACGUUUGCAAUCGGAGUUUUGCAAGAUCGGAUAUGCUGACGCGACACAUGAGACUCCAUACCGGCAUCAAACCUUAUACUUGCAGAGUUUGUGGUCAGGUUUUCAGUAGAUCUGAUCAUCUGAGUACCCAUCAAAGGACUCAUACCGGUGAAAAACCAUACAAGUGUCCCCAGUGUGUGUACGCUGCCUGCAGGAGAGAUAUGAUUACGAGGCAUUUAAGGACUCACGCUAGAUACGUUGAUGGACAGACUAAAUCUGAAUCUACUGAUCUAGAAAGUCCUACUUAUCCCAUUGACUCUAUGUCCAAUCUCAAAACUGAGUAGACGCUAAUAUUCCCAAAUAUUUCAUUUAUAUUUCAAAUCCCUUGACAUCCGAACAGCAAUCUGCUCAUUUUGUCGAGUACGCUCUACUCAAUCCUUCCGUGUCAACGUCAUUAUGAAUUAUACAAAUUCCAAAUUUUCAUAAUAACAAUUAUUGAGGGUUUAAUAAAAUUAAUAAAAUCCCAUCCGAAGACUGCCCCCCACCUGUGUUCGUCCGCGGCAGAUAGACGGCCAAACAGUAUUAUCCCCAUGUAUAUCUUUCACCGGUUCAUCGUUCAUUAUAACUUUUAUCUUUUUAUUGUCGUCGCCAGUGCCGGAGAAUGUCAACAUUCAUUCCACGCCAAUUGUAAUAUUUACUCAACAUAAUAAUUUCCAUCUCUCUAGCCUAUUUUUAGAAAUUCACUUCCAUUGAGUGGCUUUCCCCCCCUUUUUUUCUCUUUUUUUCCCCCAGAAAGUAAUUUUCCGAAUGAAAUUAUUCUUACCUCACUCUAUAAAUCCAUGUAAUAUCACGUAUGUGCUCUUAAUGUAACAUUUUUUCAUAAACAGUGCCAAAUUAUUUCAUUCUUUUCGGUUAUUUUUUUAAUAGUACUAAAUUGUACUAAAUCGGUUCAAUUUAAUCUGUUUAGAGGUCGGAAAAAAGAAUUGACUAGCGGGUUGUUAAUCGUUCAACUGAUACCAAUGUAACAUUGAAAUUAUGAAUCGAAGAUUAUUAGUAUUAUUAUAAAAAACUUAACACGUUGAGUUAGCCACAUUCGUGCCUGCGAGAUUGAAUAUUUUUUUUACAUUACUAUAAACAGGUGGAUGAAAUAUUAGUUGUUAAGAAAGUGUGUUUGUUUGUUGUUUGUUUUCAUUAUUAUGUUCCUCUUAAGGUAUGAUUUUUGUCUGUUACAUAUGAAUCUUUGAGUUGUUGAGUCCACCGCAAGUUUAUAGAAUAAUGAGGCGUUCAAUCAUAUAAAAUUGAUGACUGGUGGCCAUUUCUUCAAAUACCCCACAAAGAAAAGGGGGAAAAAAAUUCUAUGACGUCCAUUUUCGUACAUGUAUUUCGAUAUUUUUGUAUAUCAGAAUUUUUUUUUUCUUUAAAUUAUGAUGGAUUAAACUGAAAGAUCGAUCGGUAAACUGUCAAUUUAUUUUGCCAUUUUACUUGCCUUUAGACUUAUUAAUCAAUCGUUGAACGAGUAUGCCGAUUAAAAGAAUUUUUAACUGAAAAGGGGAGGAUUACGUUUAUGUCUUCGGGCAGAGUAUGAGAAAAACGUGCCAGACAAAAACGGAAUUUAUAUGAAAUAUAUGCUUUCUGUAAUUAUAGUAUGAUUGCGAAUAUUCAGUUAUUCGCCAUAUCUGAAGAUUUAUGAAUCAUUUGAAGUACUCCUGUUUAGUUAUUAAUUAAUUAUCAUUAUUAUUAUUAUUAUUUCUUGAUUAAACUUAAAUAAGUUGUUAAGUAGUUUCUCAUGUUUAAAACUUCUGUUAUUUAUUUUGUUAUUCUCUCUUUUCUUCACUACUACUUAAUUAUUUUUUUUACUCGAAGAAAUUGAAUUAAAAUAAAUUGAAGUAAAAAUGACAAAAAAAAAUGUUUUCUCGUUGAUACCUUGAGACAUAGUCUUCAAUUCGAUGAUGAUUUUGUACCUUAAUUUAUAAAUUAUGUCGUAGCCUAGGAUUGCAUCAGAACCGAUGAAAAAUGGAAUAUGAAAAAUUUCACAAUCCUCCAGUGAAUCCUGUCAGCAAUUCUCUCUUAAGUUAACAUUAUUUAUUAAUGAUGGUGAGAACGAUCAUUAACUUUUCUAGGUCUGAGAAAUGCGCAUGAGAUGAAAAGUGGGAUAAAUUUUUGGUGGCGAGAAACAGUUGUGCCUUGACAAUGCGGAAAACAUUUUCUAUUGAAAUAUGAUGAUGACCGUUGUAACGGACAUAUUCGAUGGAGUUUGUAUAGGUUUAAAGAAUCAGGUUAAUCAAAACAAUGUGAUUGAACUGAAUUAGCUAAGGAUCGGAGGAAUGAUAUUACCUAUAGUUUCUAAAUUCAUUCAUCUGUUUUGUUUGUGGCCUGCUCAUCUCGGAACAGGAAGGAGAAUCGUUAUAUUAUUCAUGUGUAUAUGUAAAAAUAAAAAUGAUCAACUUCCAAGGGAAGAAAAUGAAAAAAAUUUGCUCAUACCUUUUCAAUUGUCUUGCCUCCCUCCCUCCCCUCGAGAGUUUAUCAAAUAUUUAUACAUCACUGUGUGCUCUCGGUUAAAUUUUAAGUACUGAAACAAACGAACAACUAUUUAUAUCAAUGAAAUUAGCAAUAAUGAUAAUAAUGAUAAUAAUAAUAAUAAUGCUAAUGCUAAU
Diachasma alloeum is the source of this 3891-nucleotide messenger RNA. RefSeq names its product Wilms tumor protein homolog (gene klu). NCBI's taxonomy places the organism in Eukaryota, Metazoa, Arthropoda, Insecta, Hymenoptera, Braconidae. The record is from RefSeq and is a predicted model, not a curated record. Bases 1 to 1581 code for a protein of 526 amino acids. Gene Ontology annotation, biological process: regulation of transcription by RNA polymerase II. Gene Ontology annotation, molecular function: RNA polymerase II cis-regulatory region sequence-specific DNA binding; DNA-binding transcription factor activity. The transcript has a single exon.